This is a messenger RNA of Meloidogyne enterolobii, 225 nucleotides long. The record is from the annotation of a GenBank genome assembly. NCBI's taxonomy places the organism in Eukaryota, Metazoa, Nematoda, Chromadorea, Rhabditida, Meloidogynidae.
AUGCGUUCUCCUAACUCUGUCUUAUCUGUUCGUAAUAUAGGCGUCCAACUAUUUCCCCAAAAACUCGACUAUUUCCUCGAUGCAUAUAGACAGGCAACAAAUAAACCUUUUGGUUAUCUUGUUAUUGAUAUGCAUGCUUCAUCUGACCCUGGACUGAGACUACGCACAAGUAUAUUUAAAGAAGACGAAGAAAAAAUUAUUUUUAUCCCAAAAAAUAGAGCAUAA